This is a messenger RNA of Phragmites australis (common reed), 3790 nucleotides long. RefSeq lists its product as uncharacterized. The coding region runs from base 311 to 3577 and encodes 1088 amino acids. Gene Ontology annotation, cellular component: intracellular membrane-bounded organelle. NCBI's taxonomy places the organism in Eukaryota, Viridiplantae, Streptophyta, Magnoliopsida, Poales, Poaceae. The transcript is spliced from 2 exons. The record is from RefSeq and is a predicted model, not a curated record.
CGGACGGGAAAAAAUAAUGCAACAGAAGCAUCCAUGGAUGAUUAUAAGAUUAGAUUCCGAGUGAUCCAAUCUGGUCCACGAACUGUUCUAGAUCUGACACAUUCUGGUCAGAAAUCCAUGCACUGUACUAGAGCAGAGGAGUUAGUGCCGUCCUGGACUAUUCGGUACCAGUUCUUGGACGCAGGAAGGGGACUGAAGAAAUUUCUAUGUUGAGGGCUACCAAAUCUCUGAAGUCUGAAGUAGAUAGUUAAGGAGUUGUACACUUGUAUCUCCGUCAGAAGCUGUGGUACCAAUUUGCUCUCUUGCAGAAAUGGUGUCGAAAAAUUUGCAGUUCAUCGGCGCGUUCUUGCUGCCACUCUUCGCCAUCGCUUCCUCGUUUGACUUCUUUCACGGGAAUAACCAAAGAAUGGAACCGAUGGGCGGCGACAAGGGCCCCUUCAUCCCCCACGAGUACGUCCGCUUCGCCGACGUCAAGCGGCAAUGCCAGUCCGUGCUCUCCGACGCCGCGGAGCUCACGUUCGACGCCAACCGCGCCAACGCCCUCAUGCCGGAGUUGUCCUUCGUCAAGGGCGACUGGAAGCAGGACGUCGAUGGCGCGCCGCUGAUGCCGUUCGACGGCACCGACGUGGCGGGCGACGCCGCGGACGGAGCGCCGGAACCCCUGUCGCUCGCCUCGUUCAUGCUAACGCACGUCGACGUGGGGCGCCGCGGGAAGACGGCCCUCAACGUCAGCGGCGUGCUCGGCGUCGCCAUCUCCCGCAACGGCACCGGCCCGGAGAUGGGGCCGUACGUCUCGCCGGAGAUGAAGUUGUGGCCCGGGAGCACAGAGAUCAAGAUCCUCUUCGAGGGCGUGUACACCGAGAACGGCGACGGAGAGAGCGUGCUGUGCAUGGUCGGCAACGCCCUGCUCCCGAGGCGCGGAAACGACGCCGGGAACCCAUGGGACUGGGCCAAGAACACCGACCGCGACAACUUCCAGCCGCCGAUCACGAAGGACGAAAACGUACUUCUCGUGCUCCGGUACCCCAAGACGCUGACGCUGACGACGCGCGCCGUGCGCGGCGAGCUGACGAGCACGAACGGCAAGUCGGACGCUGCGUACUUCGACGCCGUGCAGCUGCUGUCGCAGCUGGGAGGGUACUCCAACUACAAGUUCGGCUCCGAGGAGCUCGUGGACAAAGCGUGCAGCUCGCACCCGUACCGCGACGACAUCCUCGGCGGCGGUCGGGGGCUGUACAAGGGCAGAUCCUACUGCGGCAUCCUGGACCGGUUCACGUCGGAGGACAUUCUCGCCGUCGUGCCGAAUUGGCGGUGCAACUCGACGGAUGCGCUCUGCCGACGGCUCGGGCCGUUCGAGACGGACAAGGCGAUCGACGCGACGGAUGGCGUUUUCACUGACGUCAGCAUCCUGAUGCAGGACGUCCGGUGCGAGCCGACGAACGCUCUGAACGGCGUGAGCUCGGCGAGGGUGUCGGCCGUGUUCCGCGCCGUGCCACCGUGGGAGCACAAGUACGCUGCGGGCAAGCGUAGCGGGCUUAGCGGUAUGACGCUCUCGGUCGAGGGCGUGUGGCGCGCGUCCACGGGGCAGCUCUGCAUGGUGGGCUGCCUCGGCGUCGGCAAGAAGGCGUGCCACUCGCGCGUGUGCCUGUACGUUCAGACCACUUUCACAAUCACCCACCGCAGCAUCACGGUGGGGCAGAUCAGCCGCGUAGACGGCAGCGGCGGCGUCGCCCACUUCCCGCUGACGAUAAAACGCACGGUGCACCCGUCGGAGCUCUGGCACCGGUUCGGCGUCUCGGGCGGCGCGGCGCUGAGCAUGGCGUACAACUACACCAAGCACAGGCAAGCCGGCGAGUUCCUCAGGCGGAGCGAGCCGUUCGACUUCGGCACCGUCAUCGCCAAGUCGCUGUUGAGCUACCCGAGGAAAGCCGCCAACCUAGCCGACGACGCGGUGAGCCUGUCCAACCUCGCCGACGAUCUCAGUCUCCACGUCGCGGCCGUACCCGACCCGUUCCCUCGUGAACGGUUCGAGCGGCCGUUCCUUCAGCUCGAGGUGCUCUCGCUCGAAUCGCUCGUCGGCCGGACUUCGCAGACCGCCGCGUUUUCUGGAAUGCCAGAAGAACAAGGAGGCGGCAAGGAAUCCUCGUCCACGUCGUCGCAGCCAGAGUCCUCGUCGACAUCGUCGCUGCCUACAGAGUUGUCUCUGCUCAACGUGUCAGCGGAGCUUACGCUUCCCGGCGGGAAGCAAUACGAAAAUGUGUCGACCCUGUUCUUGGAAGGCGUGUACAACCCGGUGGACGGCCGUAUGUACCUGAUCGGCUGCCGGAGCAUUCAGGUUCCACGGCGAGCCUUCUUGGCGAUGAAAGAGGUAGAGGACGGCAUGGACUGCUCGAUCGAGAUGAGGGUGGAGUACCCGCCGACGACGGCGCGGUGGUUGAUCAACCCCACCGCGAAGGUGCACAUCGCCAGCACGCGGGACCCCAGCGACCCGCUGCACUUCAACGCGACGGUGCUCCAGACGCUGCCGAUCAUGUACCAGACGCAGCGGCAGGACAUCCUGUCCAGGCGGAGCGUGGAGGGGAUCCUCCGCAUCGCGACGCUGACCGGGGCCAUCGCCGCCGAGUUCAGCCAGCUGAUGUACAUCAAGGCGAACACCGACGUGAUGCCGUACGUGUCUUUGGUCAUGCUGGGCGUGCAGGCGGUUGGGUACAGCGUGCCCCUGAUCACCGGCGCGGAGGCCCUGUUCGCCCGCAUAGCCGCGGUCUCCGACGGCACGCCGCCGUCGUACGAGGUGGACAAGAGCAGCCUCUACUGGACCAUCGACUGCAUUGUCAAGAUCCUCAUCCUCGCCGCGUUCCUCCUGACGCUCCGUCUCGGGCAGAAGGUGUGGCGGUCGCGCAUCCGGCUGCUGACGCGGUCGCCGUUGGAGCCCGGCCGCGUGCCGAGCGACCGGAAGGUGCUCCUCUACAGCUUCGGCGCGCACCUUGUCGGCUUCACGGUGAUCCUCAUGGCGCACUACGUAAGCGUGUACAGCCGGCCGGUGCGGGACGAGGGCUCCUACAUGGACUCGCGCGGCAAGACGCACGCGCUGCGCGAGUGGGCGGUGACGCUGGAGGAGUACAUAGGGCUGGCGCAGGACCUGUACCUCCUCCCGCAGGUGAUCGGCAACGUGGUGUGGCGGAUCAACUGCAAGCCGCUGAAGAAGAGCUACUACACCGGCGUGACGGCGGUGCGACUGCUGCCGCACCUGUACGACUACAUCAAGACGCCGGCCAUCAACCCCUACUUCGCGGAGGAGUACGAGUUCGUUAACACGAGCCUGGACUUCUACUCCCGGUUCGGCGACGUCGCGAUCCCGCUCGCCGCCGUGGCGCUAGCGGCCGCCGUGUACGUGCAGCAGCGGUGGAACUACAAGAUCAUCAGCAAGACCGUCAAGACGCAGCAGAAGAAGCUGCAGCACCUCGGGUCCAGGGUGUACGAGCGUCUGCCGUCCAUGUCGUCGGGGAACUUCGAGGCCGAGCUCGUCUCCGGCGUCAACGAGGGAGUCGGCCUGCGCCGAGACGGCAGCUUGAGCUGAGCUAUAACCAUCGAUCAGCUCGCUAGUUCGCUUGCUUUCUUUUUCUCCUAGCGCGAUGCUCUUUGUUUUUGCCAUCCGUCUUCACUGCCAAAUGUGUACUGCUAGUAGUUCAAUAAAGUUUCUUUCUUUUUCUUGAUAGCUAUGGUUCACAGUUAUGCAGCCAUGCUCAUAUGAAUUGCAUGCCGAAUUGUCAUGGCAUCGCUGAUAGUGUUC